AUGGUUACGCAGGGCAAAAGAAAGAGGUUAGCUAAGGCUACAGUUAGUUCGGAUGCAGAAGACUCCAGGGAAACACAGCGCCCAAGCAAUGAACUAUGUGGAUGGGAUGUCUAUAAUGCUGGAGCAGAGCCACCCGUCAUCGACGAUGCCGUUGCUGAAGACCCAGAAGCUGCCAGAGCGGAACGGGAGCUAUGGGUUUACUUACCCUUUACAGACCAAGAAUUGACGGAUACCACGCUGACCAGCGAGGAGGUCGUAAGGAUGGUAGAACGCGGCUAUCCCGCCCUUGCAACCAGUGCCAUGGCGGACUUCUACCAGUCAGCUCGUGACCACCUGCCUAAAUCGCCGCCGCUCACCAUCUCAGUGCGCGAGAAGCAUCCAACAACAUGGCCACACACAAACGCGUCAAUGGAUGCACAUUGGGGCCAAGCUACCGAUGCGGAGAAAGCCCUUCACCCUCCUGACCAGGUCGACUCCACGGAUGACUUUGCAUGGCUUGAUAUGUCAGAGAGGUUGUUAGUCAAACCCUGUGGGAGCCCCGACGACUCUCUCAUGGUGUUGUCCUCCUAUCCGACUGCUGACGUCAACUCCACUGUGCACUUGGCUUAUGGGACCAACGACGAUAUGUCCAACCAGUCCAUGUGGCUUUUGUACUCAAAGAUGGGUUUCCACGUCGCUGAUAUCAGGGAGCAUUCGAUGUUUCAUGUGGACGUUUUUCCCCGGCGGUUGAAUCGCAAGACCGUGCCUGGGGGUGACAGCUCCCUCAGUCUCCUCCGCCAGCUUCCUGCCGAUCUUCGAUAA
Molecule: messenger RNA, 801 nt
Organism: Alternaria arbusti
Lineage: Eukaryota; Fungi; Ascomycota; Dothideomycetes; Pleosporales; Pleosporaceae
Exons: 1
Coding region: 1-801 (266 amino acids)
Source: RefSeq, a predicted model, not a curated record